AUGGCUAUUUCAACUUCAAAGCACCCAAAAAAGAAUAUUAAACAUACUUUGGCACAUACACUGCAGAAAUGGAAGGAAACGCUGAAGAAAAUUACUCAUGAGACAUUGAGCAGUAUUGAUGAUUCCAGUGGAAGCGAUGAAAAAAUAGAGGCACUGUUUACUGUGCCUCAACCUGCCGUCGCAACCUCAAAGGGCAUAGAUAGAGAUAGUGGUGCUUCCAUGACUCAAGCAGGAGGAGGUGUCAACAGUACACUAGAGAUGAAGCUCACGGAUGAAAGUGAGGAGUCUAGUUCUGCCAAUAACGCAACCACAACCACUUCGCAUACUUUAUCGAAUUCCAAAAAGUCGAUACAGAAUUUUGAAAACUAUAAUGCAGUAGAGGAACGCAUAAAAUUGGCUCAAAAAAGCAGGACGCCAUUUUGUAAUGCUGAAAAAAUCUGGAAACGAAGAAGGCAGCUUUGGACGCAACCCACCGAACAGGACGGAAGUAUCAACAAUGAUGGAGCCACUCGCAGGGAGAUUUUCCAAGCUAUACCUCAGGAAUACUAUGCUCGUGUUUACAAGAAAUUGGUCGUGGACGAUAAGCCGUUAAGGGAGCCACUAAAUCUGGAAGACGCCUUGCAGGUCAUAAAUGCGGGCUGGACGGAAACAAAGAAAUGGGCAAACGCUGCCAAGGGCAUGCCAUGA
Messenger RNA from Saccharomyces kudriavzevii IFO 1802, 687 nucleotides. It is a transcript of the gene GAG1, whose product is annotated as Gag1p. The record is from RefSeq and is a predicted model, not a curated record. The coding region runs from base 1 to 687 and encodes 228 amino acids. The transcript has a single exon. Lineage: Eukaryota; Fungi; Ascomycota; Saccharomycetes; Saccharomycetales; Saccharomycetaceae.